Oncorhynchus mykiss (rainbow trout) is the source of this 4380-nucleotide messenger RNA. RefSeq names its product intercellular adhesion molecule 2. Gene Ontology annotation, biological process: cell-cell adhesion; regulation of monoatomic ion transport. Gene Ontology annotation, cellular component: membrane. The record is from RefSeq and is a predicted model, not a curated record. Lineage: Eukaryota; Metazoa; Chordata; Actinopteri; Salmoniformes; Salmonidae. Gene Ontology annotation, molecular function: ion channel regulator activity; integrin binding.
GGCAGAAUGACUGACAGUGAGAGAGACUAGUCUGGAAGACAGAACAAAAAAAGAAGUGACGUGGCCCACGUGUGAGAGCCAGCAAACAGAGAGAGAAAGAGUGGGUGAGAGAAAAAAAAGUGUAGUGCGCAAGAUAUGGAACAAGGUCAUGAGCAGAAGGGUGUGGUCGACUAAUGGUUCUUAAUGGUUCCUGACUGACACACAGAGGAAAGAGACCGUGGACGCUGCUCUGGAACGAGCUCUGGAACUACGCGACAGCUCAGGAUGGACACCAAGAUUCAGCUGAGCUGGAUGGCAAUAUGUCUGUUUCUCACACUACCAGGUGCGACUAAACAUGCCUCCUGUCCUGUUGAGCUCAACCCUCCCAGAGUAGUGGUGAGAUAUGGAGACUCCGUCUCAGUCAACUGCACCACAUCCACAGACCCCGAGGGGAUGGGGUGGGAGGUCACGUUCGGAGGUAUAGGUUUGCAAGGAAAUGUCAACUUUGUCACCUGGACUGUGGAAAGCCUCAUGGACUGGACAAUAGAACCUAAAUGCUACAUCAAUCCACAAAAUGGAAGUCAGUGUACUGAGAUUCUCCCUGUCAUUCUCUACAAGACUCCAGACAGCGUGUCUAUCUCUCCUCUGAGCCACUCUGGUCCAAUGAUGGAGGGGAAGGAGUACCAGCUGCAGUGUGACAUCCAGAACAUCGCUCCUCUACAGAACCUGGUUGUGAGGUGGUACAAAGGCAAUGAAACUAUAGAGACUCAAACGUUUAAUGACUCCACAAAGAAACCAGUGAAUAUGUCCUCCACCCUCACCCUCACCCACAGAAGAUAUGAGGAUGAAGUGGAGUACAGAUGUGAGGCAGAGCUGGAUCUGGGACCAGAGGAACCAAAACCUACUGCCUUGUCAUCAAAACCUCUUCAUGUUACUGUUUACUCUCACACAAACAAGUCAACAACACCCACGGCUAAGUCCUUAACCACCGCAGAUGCAAGGUGGGAUGAACCAUUCAAUUAUGACUACUACUUCCUCCGUGUUGUUGGUCUGUCUAUGGCUGCAGCACUCUUCAUCCUGGGUAUUAUGGUCAUUAGCUGUGAUAAAGUAUGCCGGAUGCCUAGGUGUCAUGUGGGCACAGGGAAGUCGUACCAAGUGGCCAGAGAGUAGUGAGGGAACAAACGUGUUACUGAGUGGCCUCAAGACACCAGAAGAGUUCAUCAGAGGGACAUGGAGAAACAACACUGAUGCAACAGACCUUAUCGGCCAUGUGCGUGUGUCUGUGUGUGGGAAAACAUUGUUGGACAAAACUCUGCAUCUCUCAUUUCAGAGAUAAGAACGUGAGAUGUGUUUCAUGUGCCUUUCCCACAGACUGCAAGUGAGACUCACUCAUUAUGAAAUUACCCCUCCCUCACUCUUCUUACCUGUAGUUUUAAAUGCAAGUUUUAUUAUACUUUGGCAAUCAUGUUUCUAUGUAUAUUUUCAAAUGCUUACAAAAUGUUACAGAAUACAUACUGUAGAUGUUAUGUAGCUCAGAGGCGCCCCCAAGAGCACUGGAAGAGGUAUUGAUCCUUUUUUUCUCAUAUCCCAGAGACAGCAAAUUCCAUGCCUAGCUUUUCACAGAUUUUCAUGUAGAUUUUAUCUGUAGAUUUGUCACCAACGUGGAUGACAUUUUCUUUAAUAAAUCACAUACAUGUCCUGUUCAUGGUCUCAUUUCCACAGAUAUUAUGGAGGUCCAUCAUGCCUCUGACAGCCUCAUCUAACCGAACAGUCCCUCUGGUUCCGGGUAGGGAAUUGCCAAUACUACAUGCCAAAGGCACAAUACAGACAUAGGUGUCUGAGAAGCUUCUCUGUUCUACCUUUAAAUGGAAAUUCGACUCAAACUAUAUUUGGGUAUUUUUUUCAUUAAUGCACUGUUAAUACAGAUCCAAAAUGUUUUGCAUGUCAACAGUCAAGUUUUCAAGAUAUUGGACUUUCAAGAAGCAAAGUGUCACUGGCCACAUGAUUGUCCUUAUAACAGAACAGAGAGGUGGAGAGAAAGAAAAAAGGGAAAAAAACUCCAGAAUAAACCAUGGACAAAUGAGUCACGCUGACAAGUGAAGAAUAGAGGCAUUAUUUUCCUGUUAGUCUUUGUUAAAUGUUAUUUCCAUUACCGAAUUCAACUUUGAAAUUAAAAUUAAUUGCGAGUCUGGCUGGAUAAUGACAAGAUGAGUCAUGUUUGAAUUCAGGUUUCCACCUCCUCUAUCGAACAGCCUGCUCAACUCUAGCCAAGCUGUUUCUAUGAAAACGUUUAAAAUCAUUACCUCGGAAACGUCCGAGCCUCAUACAAUAAGCCUCAUGAAUAAAAUGGCCCUGAAAAACAUUCCACUAUCUGUUAAUCUUCAAAAUGUCCCUAAAGUUAUCAGGAUGUAAAAAUAAAACCUGUUCACUUCCCUUUCCUGUAUUGUAUAACUCACAAAGAAAACAGAUGGUCAGUAGUUCCAGCAUGUUCUUUACUCAGAAAACAGACUGACAAAAUGUUUUAGUAGAAAGUUAUUUUAAGCUUCUUAGUGGCUUUUCAUUGUACACUUUACAAUUUAAAUGAGCAAAACUCUGGAUUAUGCCAUAUAGUGUACCAGCUCUGUGUCCAUAUGGCAUAUCGUGAAGCAUUCACGUUGAGACAAAGCAUAGCAGAACACAUUUAAUGUAAAAAUAGUCAUAAUCCAUGAUACAGAAAAGCCAUAUACAGAACAUAAGUAAUGCUAGUCCAAAUUGAAUGAUUGGAGAAUGUGUGGGCUGUGGAAACCUACAGUACAAGUAGAACAGCAAGAUGACACUUUUAGUGCAGGUCUCGUUAUUCUAAAGCACACUCAGAUUCAUAGACAUAGGAAUGGAUGAGAUAUAGAGCAUUGUCGAAACACUUCGCUGCUGUACGCUACAAACAGUUAAUGAUCCUGAGCAAACAGAAUGUACAGGGUUUAUCAGCAUUGAUUAUGAGUACUGAUGAAGACGUGUGCUUAACUAAAAGACUCAAUUAUCAUUUGAAUAUUGAGUUUACAAUAGGACAUUUCAUAACAAUAUAAUAAUACACCAAGCUACUUGUCAAAGAAAGUCAUUUUUUUGAAGACAUUUGCAUAACGUAUUGCUGUGCAGAGGACACAUCAUCCCUGAAAUGCAUCCAGCUCAUCAAACAAAAUCUGCUGGUUGAUACAUUUUCCUAUUUUCAUCAAAAGACAGAAUGCACAAGAGUUUUUUUGGAGGGGGGGUGGUGUAAGGACUUUUGUAUAAUAAGUUAAGGCUCUUGGGGAGCCAUGUCUGACAGUGUCAAGGAUUGGCUGAACUCAAUAGUGCUUUCUCUUGACAAAUAAAAAUCAAGAUUAGAUGAAAAAUGGGCCUAGAGAAACUUUUGCACAGCUGAAAAAGCCCAUGGAGCUCUUUUGAAAAUCCAAUAUUUUUUUCCAAUAUUUGAACAUUUCAUACCCUUUUCAACGUAAGGCCUGGAAGAAAUAAAUGGAGGACAAUCAGUUUUGAUGCAUUCACAAUAGCAAUGCUUUGUGGCUUUGAAGGAGCAUAAUGCCAUGGAGAUGUGCGAGUGUAGCUGAAUGAACAGGGCAUUACACAGGUCAAACCAAUUAUUUUAGGAUUUUUGCACUUUGUUUGGUUCAUGGCUUAUUCAACAUGCUUGCUUGAACGGUUCUUAGAUGUUCUUUGUAUCGUGAACAAGAAAAACUGUUCUAUGCAAACCUCAUCUUAUAGUGAGACUAGUCGCAGACUCGUAACCACAACAUCUGCUUUGCAGGUGAAGGGUAUUUCUCAUGCUAUUUCUGAGUAGGGAAAAAGGCUUUCUUGAAUGUGACUGUGGUCAGUAAACAAAGGGUAAGUGAAAGUUGUUUUGUUCUUUUAAAUGUAUGUCAAAUUAUUCUCCUUUCGAAAUGCUGUCAGAGCUAGACUACAUCUAAGAAAGGCUUACUGGGCUAGUUGUGAUGCUUCAAUCAAACCCCACAAACACCUGCAGAGUGCAGACACACACAUACCACACUGUGUGCAUUUAGAAUCUGUUUCUCACUAUUAGCAGCACCAGCUACUAAUUGAAUUUCAUCAACUUAAACAGAUUGGGACAAUUCUGAUUGAGUGAACCAGAUAACACAAAAUGAGAUGGAGGCGCUAAUUACACAGGUGUUUCUGUACAGCCUGGAGCCAAGCCCAUCCCCAGCUGAUGACGUCACAGCGGUAAGGUUGAGUGGAGAAAGACAGUGCGCAUGCUGUUUAGACAGAUCCAGUUAUUUCAACACUACUUGAUCGUGGGUGUAAUUCACACACACUCACAACAACCCUUGUUCCCUCAUGAUAACGCAACAAAUGAAUAGCCCUGUCAUGCCGAAGCACAUAAUGUCCACCUCCCCCUCUCCUCUGACCCCUGCC